AUUCGGAAUUAGGUUUAAAAAUAGUACAGUCAUUCCUUUUGAGAAGUCUUGUUCUGGCAAUUGCAAAUUGCAAUGGUCUUGAUAAGUCUCUCCCACAUGAUCAAAACCACGAGAAUUUGGUGUAUUCCAUGUCCAAAUUUGUCUCCACAUCCACAACUCUUCUUGACUUAGUCAAAUCACUACAAUCCUCUCUCUCUCUCUCUCUCUCUCUCUCUCUCUCUGAUUUGCUCUAUAAAGAGAGAGGAAGACAAGUUUUAUUUUAAGGAGGACAGCAGAAAGAAAACAUAGUUAAGGAGAUGACAACUGAGUUUGAAUUUUUAAAACUAGAGGUCUUCUCUUACUAUUCUAACUUUUAGCCUUAAUGGUUGCUUAUCUACCUUAUAACUUUGAUUUCUUAAUGUUACUGCAGAGAUGUGUUUUAAAAGUGAAUAUGCACUGCCUGGGAUGCGUCCAAAAAGUAAGAAAACUCCUCAGAAAAUUAGAAGGUGUAUACACUGUAACCAUUGACGCUGAACAACAGCUGGUCCUGAUCAUAGGCAGUGUGGAUUCUGCAACUUUGAUCAAGAAGUUGGUAGAAUCUGGUAAAUAUGCAGAGCUUCAUUCUCCAAGUCCCAACCAACUAGAAUUUGGAAUGAACAGAUAUCAAAUGGAAAACAACCAAACACUAAGCCUAAAUAACGGCCCCACUGCCUCUAGAGCUCAGCAUGAUUUCCCCACAUCCUUUUGUGGUGAAGAAGAACGUGAAUGGGGAUCUGAGUUGUUUCAAAGCCAACAUACAGGAAGAGAAGCAAUAACUGGUCAGUACGAUAAGAAUUUCAUUUCGGCAACAGUGGAAGAAAACAUGCUUAUGGGCAGUGAUGGUAUUGGUGGUGGUUUUCUUGGUUUUGGGAGCCAUGAAUAUGGUGCAUUUCAAGAACUCAAUGCAUGGCCGUCAGUGAUUAAGGAUGAUGAUUUACCACCACUGAUCAAUACUAAUAUGCAGGCAUACUAUAACAGUGACUCGCUAAAUUAGAUAAUGAAUAGAUAACUAUAAUAUACAAUAUAUGAGUGCAACAUGAUUAACUCGAUUCAACCCCAGAUGAUGAUGAUUAACCCCUCUUCACUGAGUUCUUCAUAUUCUGACUCGUCUUUUAUGUUUGGAUCUGCACCACCCCUGACUAUUACAUGUGGGAAUGUAAAUAAAUGGUCCAAAAGAGAGCACAGAUUAAGAUAAACUAUACAUUCUUAGCAUAAUAUGUAUAUGUUUUGCGGGUUGGUAUGAAAUAUACUAGUCUCACGCUGAACAGAUAGGGCUAGCCGCACCAAAUGUAAAUGCAAGAAAAAACUGCAAACAUUUAACUAAGAAAACUUCCAUGGUCAAUGAGAAUUAUUUGUAGCCAGACAGUCAAAGUCAUAUUAAAGGGAAAAAAAUUAGAUCCGUUUGGCAUUGUUUUUUAUUUUUUGUUUUUUGUUUUCAGAAUAACAGAAAACAGCUUUUGUAGUUUAAAAAAAAAAACAUGUGUUUGGUUAAUGUUUUCUAAAAAUAAUUUUUUUAUUUUAUUUUUUUUAAAUCUUAAAUAAAAUAUUAAUAAAUAUAUUUACAGAGAGAUAAAUGUUUUAAAAAUUUGCAAUAAAUAAUGAGAUAAAGUAAUGUGAAAUAAAAAAUUAUGAAAAAUAAGAAGAGAGAAAGUAAGGAGAGAAAUUUUGAGCAAGAAAAAUUGAGAAUUCAUAUUGAUGCAAGAAAAAAUAUUAGAAAGAACGUGAUGAGAUGGAAAAUGGCUAGAUAGAAAAAAUGAUGAGAGAGAAAAUCAAGAUAUAAAAAAUGAUGAGAGAGAAAAUAAUAAGAUAAUAAGUGAUAAGGGAGAAAGUGAUGUUAGAGAAAGUGAGGAGUGAUAAAUUAAU
Molecule: messenger RNA, 1881 nt
Organism: Humulus lupulus (European hop)
Lineage: Eukaryota; Viridiplantae; Streptophyta; Magnoliopsida; Rosales; Cannabaceae
Product: heavy metal-associated isoprenylated plant protein 8-like
Exons: 2
Coding region: 362-1012 (216 amino acids)
Molecular function (GO): metal ion binding
Source: RefSeq, a predicted model, not a curated record